ACCCCCAGUGGUUUCCAUUGCGUUCAGCAGAGAGAAAAAGAUUUGAGUUCAGAUCCCUCCCUCUGGGCUCCCCGAGGCGGCAGAACGGUGAAGGAGCCGAUCCCGGCGAAGGCAGCGGGGAGUGCCGGGCAGAGAGGACCGCGGCGGGAGCGGGGAGCAAAACGACCGCACCGGGGCUGUGUUCCCGCCCGCUGAUUGAUCGAUUCGGCCUUAAACCAUUAAGCACUCCAAAAACGGGAAUUUACAGCGGCAGCGGCGGCUCCACGUGUGUCAGCCUGGGACCGCAGCGGCGGCGGAGCCCGGAGGCGGCUCCAGCCCAGGGUGCCAUCAGCGCGGCUGUGAAGCUGUGCCCGAGGCCGAGCUCCCAAAGGAUCUGCCAGCAGCACUCCUGAUGUGUCAGGAGCAAGGUGCUAAUUGUUCCAGGCAGAGAGAUGCUGGCUGUGAGCAGGAGGAGAGUGAACUCUGCUCCAUUCGUGGAGUUGCGAAUGAGCCCCAGCAUCCCCAGCAGGGACCAGCAGCCGCGGUUCCACACCUGCCUGGGGCACAAGAAGCCUCUUGGCAUCAGCAGGGGGAUGCCACUUGUGAGCGUGCAGUGAGUGCAGAUGUGGAGAAUGGAUUCUGCACCAGUGAUGGGAGUGUGAGAGAGCCCCUGGCUCCCCAGGGCACAUCAGCAACCAAGAAUGAAGACAAAAGGAACCUCAGAAGAUUCCUGGGUCAAUGGAUCAGGGGCCAUCCCGUGGGCACGGCGGUGCUGAUUCUGCUGCUCCUGGUGCUGGUGCUGGCUUUGGGGGUGGCCUUGGCUGUGCUGGCAGCACCACAGGUUCCAGUCACAGCUGCGACUCCGCUGUUGGUUCUGGGCUGUCCCUUUGACUGGGUUGGCUACAAUGGGGUCUGCUACUACUUCUCCAGGGAUUACAGCACCUGGGAGCAGGGUCAGGAACGGUGCUCCGAGCUCGGGGCCUCCCUGGCCAUUGCCAAGGAUGAGGAGGCCAUGGAUUUGCUCUUCCGCCUCCGCGGGAACGUCGAUUUCUGGCUCGGGCAGCACAGACGGGGCGAGCGCCUGCACUGGGGGGACGGCAGCAGCUACAGCUCCCGGGUUCCUGUCCUCGGCAAUUCCCAGUGUGUGUACCUGGCUGACAAGAGAUUGAGGAGUGACAACUGCUCCAAUGAGCGGCCGUAUCUCUGCAGCAAGGCCCCAGCUCCCCUGUAACAGGGGCUGCAGAAAGGAGCUUCUCCACACUGGGCAGUGCCAGCUUCACCUCUGAGCCCAGCACAGCGCUGUCCUUCCUCAGCUGCACCCUGUGCCUUGCCCUUCCUCUCAGGGUCACCUCAGUGCCUCUUCAUGCCCAGUGCCAUGGGCUGGGGCUGCAAAGGAAAAGUCUCUGCAAUCCAUCCUGCCACCGCUGCUGCCUGCAGUGAGUGCAUUGCCCUCAUUAUAUGCAGGAAACAUGGCUCACUAUUUGCACUUUUUAUAAAAGUUUAUUAAGGGUUAAAGUCCCGCCCUGGGAUGCUUGUCUGCUUGCAUAGGGUUAACUUAAACUAUGUUUUCUAUUUACUGUUACAUAUUAGAGCUACAUGCAUAUUUAUGCGAGCUUUUAAGAAUUCAAAACUAACUUUCAAUUUAUAUGCUGUUUUGGUUCUUUUUAACUUUUGACUUGUCUUCAGGCCAUGUUGUACCUUAAACUAAUAUAUUUAAUUUUUUUCUUGUGGUUCCAUCUUUUUGUAUUUUCACUCCCUGAUAACAAGGGUCCAUAAAAUCUUUUUAUUUCCCAUG
Messenger RNA from Agelaius phoeniceus (red-winged blackbird), 1774 nucleotides. NCBI's taxonomy places the organism in Eukaryota, Metazoa, Chordata, Aves, Passeriformes, Icteridae. The record is from RefSeq and is a predicted model, not a curated record.